This is a messenger RNA of Octopus bimaculoides (California two-spot octopus), 3407 nucleotides long. RefSeq lists its product as uncharacterized. NCBI's taxonomy places the organism in Eukaryota, Metazoa, Mollusca, Cephalopoda, Octopoda, Octopodidae. The record is from RefSeq and is a predicted model, not a curated record.
AGAGAAGGAAAGAGAGAGAAAGAUAGGGUAAAGGGAGGAGAGAUGGGUGGUGGGUGGUAGCAAGGUGGUAAAGAGAGAGAUAUAGAGACAGAAGCAACAAAGUGAUGCAGCAGUGAUGUAUACAGUGCGGUCUGACUGACGAAGGAGGAAAAGAGAGAAAGAGGGGGAAAAAAGAGAGAGAGAAGGAAAGACAAACAAGCACAGAGAAAGAGAGAGAGAGAGAGAGAUACAGGAAAGGAAAAAAAGAAAGAAAGAAAGAGGAGGAAAGAAGAACGUUAAAUCGCAGAAAGAAUAAGAAAAACAAGAGUGUGAAAGAGAAAAAAAAAACAGCAGAAGACAGAGAAAGAGGGACAGACAGAGGAAAGGAUCUUACAUAUAAGAAAAAGAAAGAUUGAAGAGAAAGAGGGUGAGAACAACUGUGGAUUACAUGUCGUAGAAGAAGAAGAAGAAGAAGAAGAAAGAGAAGAAGAAAAACCCAGGAGAUGUUGGUGUUUAACAACCACGUGUGUGUUUAGGAUAUCCAUAUUUUAUUAUAUCUUUUGUUUUUGUCAACUGCUGGUGACAGGGGAAAUUACAAAAAGCUUGCCAGUGGUGACAAACUAAUUCACUCCAAAAAAAAAAGGGAAAAAGCCAUACAAACGCUGACACCAGGAGACAGAAUUACGGAGAGAAACGGCGGACAGACGGACGGACGGACGGACGCAGAUCACCUGGCUGUUACUAUGUAUGUCUGUGUAUCAGUCUGUCUGUCUGUCUUGGUAGAUUGUCGUUCGAUGUGAAAUUCCGGAGAAAAAUAAGUUGUCUUUGAGGAAUUGGAUCACAUCAAAAAAAAAUUAUUGACGUCUGGAAACAGGACCAAGUGGAAUUUAACAUAAAUAACAAUAAUGAUUUCUUUUAUUGGCCACAAGAGCACAAGACAUUGAGGGCAGCAUCAAAGGAUAAAAUACAACACACAAUAAUAAUCAAAAGUAAAUGUUGAAGAAUGAGUGAGGAGCUAAGUGUCUCAUUGGCAGCACCAAAAGUGAUUCCAAGCAAGAAUCAGUUACCAAAGUUACCAAGUUUGGAACAAUAUGAAUGAAAGAAAUCUGCAUCAUCAUCGACAACUCCAUGAAUGGUACGAGCUGCAUAAGUUCAACCAGCUAAACAACAACAACAACAACAACAACAGUGGUAGUGGAGGUGGUGGUGGUGGUGGCAGCGGUGGCGGUGUCGGAAACAUGUGCGUGACUGCAUCGUUGACGCCUUACUUAUCACCGCAGAAGGCCAUGUGGAUCGAGAACUGGAGGCAGGAGGUGAACAAGGCCUUCUUUAAGAUACCCGACACCCAGGUGUCGACGACGGCCAACACCACUGCUCAAAGCAGUGAAACCAACAACAACAACAACAAUAACAAUAACAACAAGAACAACAACAGCAUUAUUGCUAAUGGUGUUGUGGUGAAUUCGAAACUGAAAAAUGGAAUAUUGCCAAAGAACGGCAUCAAAUUAAACCAAAGUCUGAAUGGACAUUUAAGUAGUCAACACACCCCAGCUAAAAGUGCUGAAUGGAAAGAUCAAGUUAGCAAAAGCCCUUUACAACUGCAGUCAAAGGUCCUCUCUUGUAGUUUUUCAGAUUUAAACCUCCAGCCGGGUUAUAAUCUAGAAAAGAAGUCAUCAAGGAAACGAAAUGGUAAAUUCUGUCCUAACGACCAAAACCUUUUAAAAUUUUCAGACACAAAAACAUCGGCAAAGUCAGUUUCAUCAAAAGACUGUCAGCAUGCACGACUGAAUGAGGUUCAUGUAGGGGUGUUCCCCCCAUCAGAUGAGAGUGGAGAGGAAUUAUUUCAGUCGAAACCUAAAGAUGGGGUCACAACUUUGGCUUUGCGUUCUUCCUCGAAUAGCUUGCUUAAUGUAAUUUCUGUUGAUGAUUGUCGUGCGACAGUGCACUAUCACACGCCGCACAAGUCUACGACAGCUACCGCUGAAGGGUACCAGCCUUUGGAGCAGAAAAAUAGUCCACAAAGUACGACAAAAACUCAGAAGCGACUGCUGAAAAGGCUACAGGCUCGAUAUUUGAGUCAAAACGGGACAGACCCCACUGCUUUAUGCACUUCAAACCAUUCCAGUAUUGCUUCUGAACACCUGGAAGAUUCGUUGUGCCCUGCGACUGCGAGUAAAGACUUUAACGCAGUCACGCAUGACACAAUUCACAAGGAGUCGAGUCGCACAACAAAAUCAAAUUCUUUCACGGCAUCGAGUGACAGUCCUGUGUUCAAGAGACUCAAUACAAACCUGCGAAAACACAUGAAGACAUUGCUUCAGUCACAGAGGAAUGCUGUCAAGUCACGAUUGAAACCAGCUGAACGCCAGUCGUCUACAUCGGGAUGUUGCCUGCGUGUCUGUGAAUUACAAGGGGACUGUAAUCCCUCUGAUGAACACCUACAUAGUAGCUAAAAGACAGGCACAGUGAAACAUGUGUAAUGGAGCAUAAGGAGUUGAUUUAAGAGAUAUACAGCAGAAAGAAGUUUGAAGUUUGUUACUCUUAACACUAAACAGACGUCUGAUAACCAACCAAAAUAUGAAAUACAGGUUUGUUAGAGCAUGAAAUCUAAAGAACACCGGAAAGCUCGAGUGAGGCAUUUGAAAUUCGUUACAAGUAAGAGUGUAAUUGACAGUGGAUAAUUUUCAGAACGUGAAGUUUAUUGUGAAUCUAGAACAAAAAGAAAAGAAAAAAGCCAGAAUGACAAGAGAUGUGACCCCAAAAAGCUAACUACUGUACCUCGAAAAAGUUGAUGUGAAAUUUUGAUUUGGAAAACAAAACAUUUAAAAAGGUAUAUAUAAAAAGAGAAAAAAAAAAAAACGGAAAAAAAAACUACCUGAUGUUAUCAAUUUAUUUUAAAAGUGUCAAAAGCAAGAAAUUCAAAAAAUUUAUUAUAUUUAAUAAAAAAAAAAAAAGGAGUUUAAAAUGAGGAAGGGAAAGAAACAACAACAACAAGGAAACUGUUGUAGAAUUUCUAUGACAUCACUAAUUACGAUCUUAGGAAAGAAUGUGCAUGUGUGAGAUCUUUUUUUUUUUUUUUUCUCCUUAAACAGGUCAGAAAUAUUCCCUAGUGGAAUAACUAUAUUUCUGUACCAAAAGCCAUUUACAUGAAUGGAAAUAUAUAAACAUAUUUUUUUGGAACUAAUAAACAGAAACAUUCAAAGACUUCCAAAGAAUGUUGUCAACACCAGUCUUUCAUUUACAGCAGGUAAUAUUCCUCGAAUCAUUGGUUCAGUUUUGGUUAAAAAAUGGUAAGAUUCUUCAAUAGAAUAACCUGACCAUUUCCAAAGGAUUGUUUUGUUUUGUUUUCUUUUAUCUGAUUUUUUUUUAAACAAAAGUUAAAAAAAAAAAAUUAUGCAAUAAAUACAGAAAAAAAUUAAUUAAAUAAA